UUUCUCAGGAAUUUCAGUCCAAAUUAUUAUUGCUGGACUCACGCUUGUUGGUCCAGUUCUCGGAGCGUUACUUCCCGAGAUCCAUCUUCAGAUGACACCUGAGGAAAGACUUAAGAUAUUUCGUACAGCAGGAACGGACGUACCGCCUUACGAAAUAGCCGAGAUUAAGUCAGCAAGAAUUCAGAAAAGAGACGCUCAAGCGGGACAUCGCAUAAAAAUAAGAGCUUUUGGCGAAGACAUUGAACAUUACUUGACUCCGUUAGAUGAUGUGCUAGUGACUAACAGUACCCGAAUUCAAGAGAUUCGUACCAUUAAAAAUGGAAACCCUGGAGAUUAUAAAGUAGAGGAUUCUAAUACUACUAUAGACAUGAUUAGAGAUUACAUUUAUGAAGAAAAAUCUCGCGGAAUCACUAUAGCUAUUAAAAAUAACAAUGGUAGCAGAGAAAUGAGUGGAAUUAUUGGGUACAAAAAUUUGCAAGUUAGUCCAAUGCCUUCUCACCUCAGAAAAUCAUUAGAUCUAAAUCGAUCUAGCAGAUCUGUCGAUGAUGAAAUCGAUUCCGAAUACGAUGAGAAAUUAUAUCAUAUAAUCCAUAAACUUCCAAGUAUUGACGAUCAAAACCUGACAGCUCCAUUGUUCAGAGUACAGAGAUCUUAUUCAAAUGAACAAGAAUCAGAGGACUCUGAUCAUUCAAUAGCAUAUCCUGAAAUUCUUGUAAUAGUUGAUCAUGGUUUAUUCAAAAUAAUGAAUUUUGAUAUGACUGACAUGGUUGUUUAUGUAAUUGCUUUUUGGAAUGGUGUUGAUAUGUUAUACCGAGAUUUUGAUGAUCCUAAGAUCAGGUUAAAUAUCGCUGCAAUAGCUGUCGCUCAAGAUUCAAAAGCUCUUGACUACAUUAAACCCGACAAUUCUGGGCUGAACGCAGACAGAACAUUAGAAGAAAAGGGUAAAUGGUUAUUUGAAAGUAGUAAGAAUGUGAAUAAAUUCCAGACUUGGUCGUAUGAUGCAUCUUUAACCAUGAUAGGUUCCUAUAAAUUGGGCAGAAUAAUAAAUGAAAAGUUUUCUCCGAAGGUAGGUGGUAUUGCUAAUCUAGGAGAAAUAUGUCGAACAAUUGAUAAUUCCAGUGAAGUUACAAAAUGCGGGAUUUUUAAUGAUGUAGGAAAUUAUCAAGCUAUUCGUGCGGCAGCUCAUGAACUGGGACACAUACUUGGUUCUAAACAUGAUGGUGAUCCUGAAGUAGCAAGAGAAUGUAGUUCAGAACUGGGUGCAAUUAUGGCUUCUUCGAAUUCCGACAAUGAUGAAUCACCAUAUUCACAUUCUUUUUCAGAAUGCUCUAAGGCUCAAAUAAGAAGAAAUUUACGAGAGGAAUCUGCGAACUGCGUAUGGACAAAGCCUAAGGGUAGCAAUACCAAACCACUCCCAAGAAUAUUACCAGGAAAAUUGAUAAGCGCAGAGGCACAAUGUCCUGCGAAAAGAGGGUAUCCAAUUCCAGUAAAGGACGAAAGUAUGUGUCGAAUCCUAAUUUGUAAAAAUUUGACGGGUAAUAGAAUUAUUAGUAUUGACAAACCAGCGGCCGAUGGUACUUCUUGUGCCGAAAAUAAAGUUUGCUUACAUGGACAUUGUGUUGAAGAAGGAGAAGUACUCAGCUAUUAUGCAUGUAAGGUUAAUAACAAUACUGAAGAAUGUAACAGGCUUAAAUAUUGGUAA
Cotesia glomerata is the source of this 1702-nucleotide messenger RNA. Its product is annotated as A disintegrin and metalloproteinase with thrombospondin motifs 5-like. The transcript has 10 exons. Gene Ontology annotation, molecular function: metalloendopeptidase activity. Gene Ontology annotation, biological process: proteolysis. Lineage: Eukaryota; Metazoa; Arthropoda; Insecta; Hymenoptera; Braconidae. The record is from RefSeq and is a predicted model, not a curated record. Bases 92 to 1702 code for a protein of 536 amino acids.